AACAUCUCGAAUUUUAUAUUGCAAUUAUGGACUCACAAAUUACCAGAGAUAGCAGAGAGAGCGAUACACGUGGAAAUGGCGAAAAAGCCCUCUCUCCUCUCAGCCUUGGUCAAGAGGCCUGAAGAUGGUGCAACUACGGCGCCGGCUGAAGGGCAAAAACGUUCUCCUCCCUCUGCAUCUAUGAAGGCGCGGCAAUAAUCUCCCCCUCGUCGCUGCCCAACGUCGGGAGUAUUCGUACCGACCCACGACCCAUCCCAAGACCCAUCCCAAGACCCAUCCCAACCAGCCUGGUCUCAGACGCAUUCGGCCUUUCCUCGUCCGUUCGUCCUGGCCGCCGUCCUCACAAGCGAUAUAAUAAGCCCGGGCCGAGUCUCACUGCCUGCUUAUUGCGGACGGAGAUAGAGAUACCAUACUCUAAGUACGGAGUAUAUCCUCGAGUAAUGGCUGAGCUCGCCGUGCUCUCCAAGCCAUGCUCUCCAAGCCAUGCUGACCAAGGGCGGGCCUGCCAUGUUUACGCGCCCAACACCCUGACCAACCCGCAUACUAUGCCCACAACAGCUGGAAUAGACGCGACCAUGAGAUCGCAUGUCCUUAUUCCGGCUCCGAUUCGUGCGGCUACUCGACUUCCCAUUCACUGAUCGUUUCUCAAUGAGGUCCAGUCCCAGUCCCAGUCCCUGUCACAUCGACGUCGUCUCUCACCCAAUCAAGUCGCUGGCGGCUGCAACCACCCAGGCAGCCGCUGACAGGAAUACAUGGCAGAGGCGGCCACUGUUUCAACCUUCUGAGCUUCGAGCUGGACGGAUUGGCUCUGCCGGCGUGACGCCGCGUUCGAGGUCGCCGAGGACGUGAGUGUCGCGCGUCACUCUCCCGUUUCAUCCAUCGAGUCGAGACCGCGACGUCGCGACUCAUCUUCGAACUACAGCUGUCGUAGGAUCAAGCUUGGCCGGCGAUUGACGGCCUCUGAUUCUCCACAUGCUGCUGUCGGCUCCUACAAGUAGGGAGCCUCUUCCCCCCGGCAUGCAUGAGUUCUAAGUUCUUGUUUCCAUCAGUCUUUCCGUUGCGUCUAGUCACGCGUUUUUCAUUCUUUUCCUUCUCCGCCAGUCUCUCUUUUCAUAGAGUCAGCGCCAACAGUCACUCCUAUUUGUUUUUACUCAUUCGAACACCUGCACUUCUCUUUAAAACUUUCCUUUUCGACGCCUAUCUCUGUACAACCAUGCACUUCUACAGUGUUGUUUCUGUAUGUCUAUUAUGGUCGUCCCUCGCCGCGGCUGGCCCGCUCCCUCGGGACAGCUUUCGCAAGCUCCAAUUCCGACAAGUCGCCCCAUUUAAGAAUACAACAAGCACUACAGAUUCUGCGGCGGCUACGAUCGACGUGAUUCCCGUCGCUCUCACACAGACGCCCGUCGACACUGCAACCGCAAUCACCAGCUCUAGCGCUGAACUUUCUACCGCGUCGACAGCAACCACAUUGUCGACAUCAGGAUUUGCUAACACAACUUUGAUCUCUUCGUCCACUGCAGCCACCUCUGCCGGAGAUGUUCCAAUUAUCACCUUCACCUCCCCAACAGCAACGGCUGCUGGAGAUGGCGCAAACGCAGCCCAAACAGCAAUAGGGGCUUCCCAAACCACCACUUCUUCGAACCUCAGCGGAUCCAUUGUCGCGGGAACGGGAAAUUCCUCUAGAAUCACGCUCGUUUCGGCCAAUUCCAACACAGACGCAUCCGCCGACUCCAAGCCGACAACCGGGACACAGGUGUUCCCCUUUGAGGAGUCUCUCACGGCUACGCUUGGCGCAACAUCGACUACCGCAGAGGCAUCAUUCACCUUUUCAUCCGACCUUGGGACGCCUACCACCCCAUCAUCGCACACCACAAACGAGCCUGUCGCUAUAACCGUGUCAGGCGUGGGAGUCGCAGUACCCGUAACCCCCAGCUUCUUCACCAGUGCUACCCCCCUCCCAACCACCACGGACGCCCCCACCACCACGUCCGAUACCUCCAUAAUCAAGGUGCCCACCAUCAUCAGCGGCACACCCACCGCCCUUUUCUCAACCGCCAGCGACGCCGCCAGCAUCAGCGCCGAAAACCUCCGCCUAGCCCGGGAAUACAACGACAUCUACGCAACGCUGACGCCCGACUCGAUCUGCGCCCCAGACAGCAUAGCCUGCGUCGACGGCGAACGCGCCACCUGCGUCGACGGCCGUUACACCCUCACGGGAUGCGGCUUCAACUCGCAGCUCUGUUACGCCAUGCCACUCACACAAUCCCCGGGCGUGGUCGUGAAUUGUGAGGACAUCGCGACUGCGGAGAGGGUUCUGGGACUGCCGAAUAGCUUGAGUGUGACGAUUGGUUCGGUGCGUGUUGUGGUUCCUAGCACAACAGCGAAGGUGGUACAGGCUACUACUGUGGCGGAUGCUGCGGUGCAGUCUUCGAACUCUGAUGGGAGUCAGGGAGGGUUGGAUGAGGCGACGACGGUUUUGCACAGGACUAUCGUCUCAGCUAUCACCAUUGCCGUGUCUGAUUUCGCGCCCUCUACAGUUGUUCCGGCUGCUGAUGCUGUGACGGCAGUGGCGGUUGCGAAUGGGAGUGGGAGUCUCAUCUCUGUUGUGCCGGUUGCUGCUGCUGCUGCGGGCGGUAGCGGGGGUAAAGAGGAGGGUCCAGUGACGGCGACGGUUACGCGGUCGGUUACGGUUACGGUCACGGAGCAGUUUACUGUUACGAGAGCCGGUGUGACGGCCACGGUGACGGUGGGUUGAUUGAUAUAUUUGAUAUAUGGACUGGAAAUAUAUGUUGAAGCGUUUUGGGAUGGGAAAGAGGAGGGAAUAAUUACUUAAUGGAGGUUGUUUAAUCUAGGGUUAUCAUAUUUAGGUCUGCAGUAUAUAUAUUGGUAUAUCAUAUCUCAUAGCAUAUA
Messenger RNA from Pseudogymnoascus destructans, 2910 nucleotides. RefSeq lists its product as uncharacterized. Bases 1022 to 2755 code for a protein of 577 amino acids. The transcript is spliced from 2 exons. Lineage: Eukaryota; Fungi; Ascomycota; Leotiomycetes; Thelebolales; Thelebolaceae. The record is from RefSeq and is a predicted model, not a curated record.